AUGGUUAUGGAUAAUGAUCAAUUAUUUAAACAUAUAUUAUUUCAAAAUAGGUAUUUGUUUAGUUUGAUUAUAGAAUAUAUUGGGUAUAUUAAUAGAUUAGAGAAUGCUCAAAAGAUUGAAAGAGAUGUGAUACGUGGUGCACAAACAAAGGGUCUCUUGCUACGACACAUUGGAUCGGAUAGAAAGAUCAAUUUGUUCUAUACAAUGUUGAGUGCAGACAAUCAUUAUACAAAAGAGUGUCGUGUUAACAAGUCAGUACUCACUCACCAAUAUGUGAACCGACAAAGUUAUUAUGCCAAUUUGCCACUUGUACAUAAACUAAAACACCCGUCGUUGGCCACACGUACCUAUCAAACGGUUCAAUGUGUCAAAUGGCUGCUCAAGAAUCGUUAUGGUAACCUAUUAGCAGACAAACUUGCCAAAGGGUUGGUAUUGGACUUUGGAGAGGUGAUGUGGACCAAAUAUGCAACACAAGAACGUUUGAAAGACUUUUCAGAGGACACAAUCAAACUGCUAAUCAAGAGAGCCAUUACAUUUUACAAUGAUAAUAAAAUGCCGUCUCUAGGUGAUACCAUGGCAGUGACAAUCAUCACUUUUGGGAACAAAAGGUUGAUUGAAGAGUUGUUAAAGAUAUAUUGGAAUAAAGAGUUUAAUGGAAAGUAUGAUGCAAUGGCUUCACUUGGUGAUGUUGCAUUGUUCAAACGUGAAACUCCAACAACAACAACAACAACAACAACUGGGUUAGAGAAUAUUAAUAUAACAUCGGCAAUGGUGGUAGCACUCAAGAAUGGUCAUACCGACCUGUUUAGAUAUAUCUAUGAAACCUAUCAUCAAGAGUAUUUAAAGGAAAACAACAAAAUGUCAACCUAUGCAAAAGAGUCGGGAUACUUGAUUGUCGCGGUUCUCUUUUGCAAGGAUCUAGAGUUAAUGAAAAAGGUGUUGCAAGAGGCCAAGACAACCAUACCCAACUACACUAUUUUUCCUCAACCCAGUUGGAGUAAUUAUAUUGGUGGUGUAUUAAAUAGUAUCUUGGAAGAUCCAAUCAAACAAAAUAGAUACAGUAUUCGUCACAUAUUCCCAAGUCACCAAAACCAAUUAGAAACCAUUCGAAUCGUUUCAGAGAUUUAUCUCAACGAUGAGGAAGAGGAGGAACUACAACAACUACAACAACAAAAACAAGUAUUUGUAUCACAAGAGUCAGUUGAAACAGAUUUAAUCAAUAAUUACCUUGUUUUAAAAAAAGAUUGGAGUGGAGAAUAUAAAGGUACGACCUAUACAAUUACAGAUCUAUCUUUGUAUUGUACAUUGAUACAUGCUUGUAAAGGACAUUUACAUAUUGAACGUAUUAUCAAGGCUGUAGGUAGAAUACUUUCACUAUCGGAUGACCAAGGAUUGUGUAGAUAUUUCUCUACUUUUCUAUCUCCUAAAAAGCUUAUCGAAGCUGCUAGUCAAUCUAGAUUCCCAUCACAUAUCAUCUAUGCCAAACAACAAAUACCAUCCAGUCACAAGUACUACAAGUUGGUACCACGAUCCAUCGAGACAUACAACACCAUUAAAUCAAUCGGGUUGUUGUAUGGACCAAACUCAACAUUUAUAUUAAAACGUGCCAUCAAAGCAAAUGAUUUGGAGCUUGUCCGAUUGGUUGCCAAGGAUCACGGUGUAUACGUUGAAAGUCAAGAUAUCAUUGUUCUUGCCUUGGAGACUGGUAAUCCAGAGACAGUGGUCUGCGUUUUAGAAUCCAUCUAUUCGCGUAGAAACAACCCUAUCAAACUCUUACCAAACCCAAGUGCAAGGAUUUUCCAUAACCCAUCGGUCUGUCACUUUAUAGUGUCACAUUUCAAUCUUCUUGAACGUUAUGUUGCAUGGCCUCGCGUAGAGCUAAUAUUAGAAUAUGCAAUGUAUUUCUCAAAGAUGGAUGUUGCUCGCUAUUACAUUAACGAGAGUAAGAGUAGUACAAGCUCGACAGUGUCAAGUGGUAAAUCAACAAGAUAUGUCUCCAACUAUUACUAUCAAUUGCAGUAUGGUUUCAAUGUAUUCUCGACCAAAAUUAAAAGAGAACUACCAGAAACCAUCCACCAGCUUUUCGAGCGACAACAAGAAAUAAUUCAACUUGCUUGUAGAUUUAUUGAACCGGGUAGGUUAAUCCUUUCCAUAAACAAUAUCCCUGUGGCCACUGCCCUUGGGUCGAUUGGAGAUACCAGUCUAGUGGACACUGUCAAGAGCAAUGUGGCGGUAGGUGAAUCCCUUUCACCAGGCUUUUAUCAAGAACUAGUUAAAAUGGCAUUCCAGUGGGGUCAUUUAACAUUGAUCAAACAUAUGGACUAUAAAUACCAUCUAUCGAAAAUCUACAGCAUGGAAAAUGUUAAAUUGGCAAUUGAUAACAAUUACAAACAUAUAAUCGACUUUUAUCUAAAGGAAAGAAAUGGUUAUAAAAAACAAGUCCUUCAAUUAAUCGAUACUAUAUCACCAAAAAAUAUAAAUUAA
This is a messenger RNA of Cavenderia fasciculata, 2484 nucleotides long. RefSeq lists its product as uncharacterized. The transcript has a single exon. The record is from RefSeq and is a predicted model, not a curated record. Lineage: Eukaryota; Evosea; Eumycetozoa; Acytosteliales; Cavenderiaceae. Bases 1 to 2484 code for a protein of 827 amino acids.